AUGGGCAAACGCGCGACCCUUCUCGAUCCUCCAGCUCUGGACGAGUCCAAGGCUCCAAUCGAAAAUGUGCUUGAUCUGACGACGGUUGUGGAUCUCGGGCCUGAUGUCUUCACAAACACUCGCCCGCUAUGGCAUCCUCCCGGUGCUCGCGGCAUCUACGGCGGCGCCGCCAUCGCCCAGUCCCUCUCUGCCGCCAUGCGCACCGUCCCGUCCGACUUUGCCGUGCACAGCAUGCACUGCUAUUUUGUUCUCGCCGGCGAUUCCGAAAUCCCCAUUCUCUACCACGUUGAGCGGGUCCGCGACGGCCGCAGCUUCAUCACUCGUACCGUGCAGGCGCGGCAACGAGGGCGACCGAUUUUCACCACGACACUUAGCUUCAGUCGAGUCGGCAGCGGCGGCGAAAAGACCCUUGAUCAUGCGGUGCCCAUGCCGCAAGUUCCUCUCCCGCAGGAUCUGGUGCCUGGAACCGUCGAAGCUUUGAGCAACUCGGGAAAUGGGCCAUUUGAGUCUCGAAAGGCGGGCAUUGUCAAUCGAACGGCGGCCAACCCUGGCGAUAAACGGGUGCGCAGAUUCGUUCGCGCCCGUGGCCACAUUUCGCAAGAAGGUGGCUUUCAGGCACACCUGUCAACACUGGCCUAUGUCACCGACAGCCACUUCAUCGGCACCAUUGCACGCGUCCACGAUCUGCCCCGCUUCUCCUCUCCCCACGAGCUCCAAAUGAUGCUGCAGGCGUUGAAGAACCCGUCCGACCUCGACGACGAGGAUAUCACCAAGGCCUUGCGGGAACUCAAAGAAGAAGAGGCGGCCGCCUUGCGUCGCAAAUUGCAGGGAGCUUUGGACGAUGCGACCCAGGGUCAGAACAGGGACCGAAAUGAGCUCGGUAUGAUGGUCAGCCUGGAUCACUCUAUUUACUUCCAUAACCCGCGCGCUUUCCGAGCCGAUGAGUGGAUGUUGAUUGAAAUGGAGAGUCCGUGGGCGGGUGAGGGCCGUGGGCUGGCUAUUCAGAAGAUUUGGUCGCAGGACGGCACGUUAAUUGCCACGUGCACUCAGGAGGGUGUCGUGCGCUUAAAGCAAGAUAAGGCUCCCAAGUCAAAGAUCUGA
Penicillium diatomitis is the source of this 1101-nucleotide messenger RNA. RefSeq lists its product as uncharacterized. Lineage: Eukaryota; Fungi; Ascomycota; Eurotiomycetes; Eurotiales; Aspergillaceae. Gene Ontology annotation, molecular function: fatty acyl-CoA hydrolase activity. The record is from RefSeq and is a predicted model, not a curated record. The transcript is spliced from 4 exons. Gene Ontology annotation, cellular component: peroxisomal matrix. Gene Ontology annotation, biological process: acyl-CoA metabolic process; fatty acid catabolic process. Bases 1 to 1101 code for a protein of 366 amino acids.